Messenger RNA from Carcharodon carcharias (great white shark), 2099 nucleotides. RefSeq names its product eukaryotic translation initiation factor 4H-like. The transcript is spliced from 7 exons. Gene Ontology annotation, molecular function: RNA binding. Bases 1 to 822 code for a protein of 273 amino acids. The record is from RefSeq and is a predicted model, not a curated record. NCBI's taxonomy places the organism in Eukaryota, Metazoa, Chordata, Chondrichthyes, Lamniformes, Lamnidae.
AUGGUUCCCAAAGCGAAAGUUCUCUCUCCCUCUCUCUCCCUCUCUCUCCCUCUCUCUCCCUCCCUCUCUCUCUCUCUCUCUCUCCCCCUUUCCCUGGGGCCGUUCAGGAGGCCUAGAGGAGGAGGAGGAGGGGGUGACGGUCCCCGGCGCCAAAAGGAGCUGCCCACCGAGCCACCGUUCACCGCCUUCGUGGGGAACCUACCCUUCAACGCUGUCCAGGGCGACAUCGACCACAUCUUCAAGGACCUCCGGGUCCGCAGCAUACGAUUGGUGCGUGACAAGGAGACGGACAAGUUCAAAGGGUUUUGUUACGUCGAGUUCGAUGAUGUUGAAACUCUAGAGGAGGCCCUCACAUUUGACGGAGCACUUUACGGAGACCGAACAUUACGUGUAGACAUUGCUGAAGGCCGAAGGCAGGAGCGCGGCGGGUUUGGUCGAGGGGGCGAUCGAGGCCGGGCGCCGCGGGGUGGAUUACGAGGCGAGAGCGAUGAUGGUUCCCCAGGAGGAUUUCGUGACUCUGACUAUGGCCGUCCCGGAGGCUUCGGUAGCCGGGGUUAUUCAGACAACCGUGUACUCGGUGACCGUCGGGGGGCGAUGAGUGGGGGCAGCGGCCGAUUUCGAGAUGGACCCCCCCGUGCUGGGGCCUCCUUCGACUUCCGGGAGCCCUCAGAUGAGGAGCGAGCUCAGAGACCCAGGCUCCAGCUGAAGCCCCGGACCAUCUCCGCCCCGCUGAACCAAGUAGCCAACCCCAACUCGGCCAUCUUUGGAGGGGCCAAGCCUCGGCAAGAGAAGGACAAAGUGGAGGGGCCUGACAACUCCUAGUUCCGGCGGAGCUUCCCAGAGUAGUUUUGGGGUUGGGGGGGGGGGGGGUGGGGUGAUGGGGUGAUGGGGUGGGGGGGUGGGGAGGGGGGGUGGUGUUAGGGUGGCGGUGGAAGGGCUUGGGGAGGACGUUUACGAACAGAAGGGGAGCUCUUCCAGCCCCUGAUCUGUGUGACUGUGGUCUUGGCCUGUUCGAAGAAUCUCCCUUUCUCCCGCUGCCAGUUUUUUAACCAGAGUUUUGUGUGUUUGUGAAGAGGUUUCGAUGCGGCGCCAAGGAGCUUAAAACCGAUAGGAAACGACUCCUCCCUUGUUUGGUUCGGCAACCCCCCCCCCCCCCCCCCCCCGGGAACGAUUCCCCGUCUCCUUACCCACCUCACCCCUCACCCCUCCACCCUCCACCCUCCUCCCCAGCCCUUGUGCCACCGAGAACUCCUGGGCAGGGCCACGGCCCCAGUGCGGGGUCGACCGCGGGGAUAGGCCCCGGGCUGCGUUCUCGGCCUAGUGUAGCACUCAACUCGGUAUUGGCGCAGGCCCCAUGUUUAGCCUAUUGUGUGAAUAACCGCAGGAAAGGCCCAGGCUCCGUUUUUGGCCCAAUGUGGGAUUGACCGCAGGAAAGGCCCAGGCUCCGUUUUUGGCCUAGUGCGGGAUUGACCACAAGAAAGGCCCAGGCUUCAUUAUUGGCCGAAUGUGGGAUUGACCGCAGGAAAGGCCCAGGCUUCAUCAUUGGCCGAAUGUGGGAUUGACCGCGGGAAAGGCCCAGGCUUCAUCAUUGGCCGAAUGUGGGAUUGACCGCGGGAAAGGCCCAGGCUUCAUGAUUGGCCGAAUGUGGGAUUGACCGCAGGAAAGGCCCAGGCUUCAUGAUUGGCCGAAUGUGGGAUUGACCGCGGGAAAGGCCCAGGCUUCAUCAUUGGCCGAAUGUGGGAUUGACCGCGGGAAAGGCCCAGGCUUCAUGAUUGGCCGAAUGUGGGAUUGACCGCAGGAAAGGCCCAGGCUUCAUGAUUGGCCGAAUGUGGGAUUGACCGCAGGAAAGGCCCAGGCUUCAUGAUUGGCCGAAUGUGGGAUUGACCGCAGGAAAGGCCCAGGCUUCAUGAUUGGCCGAAUGUGGGAUUGACCGCAGGAAAGGCCCAGGCUUCAUGAUUGGCCGAAUGUGGGAUUGACCGCAGGAAAGGCCCAGGCUUCAUGAUUGGCCGAAUGUGGGAUUGACCGCAGGAAAGGCCCAGGCUUCAUGAUUGGCCGAAUGUGGGAUUGACCGCAGGAAAGGCCCAGGCUUCAUGAUUGGC